Messenger RNA from Fibroporia radiculosa, 1119 nucleotides. RefSeq lists its product as uncharacterized. The transcript has 4 exons. The record is from RefSeq and is a predicted model, not a curated record. Lineage: Eukaryota; Fungi; Basidiomycota; Agaricomycetes; Polyporales; Fibroporiaceae. The coding region runs from base 1 to 1119 and encodes 372 amino acids.
AUGGCUGUCGCGUUAUCAUCAGCACCGCGACAAUCCCUUAUGGUUGCUGGCUCAAUCCAAGUUCCAGUUGGUAGCCUCCAGAGCCUGCGCGCCGAGGCCGAACAGCUGCACGCAAAUGUAUCAGACCUAGGCAGCAAAACAGCACAAGUAGUCGCAAGUGUAGCUGCUGAGUAUACCACCCUCAUAAACACCUUGCGUCCAAUGGGCGAGAAAGCCAUAACACGAAUCAUCCAGCUUGGGGACGAGAUUGAGAAGCUCGCGGCAGACCAAAAUAGCACCCAGCACGACGCGCUCAUCGCAGAUUGUAAAGCCGGAUCCAUCGCACUGCACAACGCCUUCGACGACGCAUACAAUUCCGCGAAGUCUGCGCUAGACGCUGCGACAAAGGAGGCGACCGAGAUCGUGUACGACGAGUCCCAGACGGAGACAGAUGAGACACGCGUUAAACAGAUCAUCGCGCUCGCGACGGUAAUCUUGGCCUCUAAUAAGAGCAACCUGCAGUUUCAGCAAGAUCGCGUUAACACGGAGAGCCAAGCCGAGCAGACCGCAACGAAUGCGCGUAAUGAUGCAGAGAGCAAGUUGAAGAACGCCAAGAAUGUUAGAAUCGUUCGCGAUGUGUUUACCCUUGGGCUUGGAGAGGCUGGGGACUGGGGAAGCUUAAACAAAGAAAUGAGUGAUGCCGAAAGCGCUCUCCGUACGGCCGACAACAACUUAGAACAGGCGCAAAAAGACUACGCUGCUGCUCAGAGCGCAGUUACCUCCGCACUGGCCGAUAUCGCAGCGAUUACCGCCCUCUUGCCCGACCUCCAGCGUCUUGGGGCGAUAUUCCAAACCGAGAGGGCACAGCUUGAACAAACGCGCGCGAAGUUGAAUGACUUCACGAACACCUGCCUCGACCUGGCCAAUUAUUUCGGCAGCCUCGACGCGCAAUCAGCGCCGCUGGAGUAUAUCCACAAUGCGGCUGGCCUCGCGAGCGCGGUAGUGUCAUUGCAGAAUACUCUUGGCUGCAACACGAAACUGUCUGGUCCGUUCUUGACAGCACCGAGCAGCUUGGAUGGGCCACUGGAGCAGAUUGCGAAGUCGACCGUCCCGGCCGGUCCUGUAACCAGCCUUAUGUAA